Vigna angularis (adzuki bean) is the source of this 348-nucleotide messenger RNA. RefSeq names its product oligopeptide transporter 5-like. Gene Ontology annotation, biological process: transmembrane transport. NCBI's taxonomy places the organism in Eukaryota, Viridiplantae, Streptophyta, Magnoliopsida, Fabales, Fabaceae. The record is from RefSeq and is a predicted model, not a curated record. Gene Ontology annotation, molecular function: oligopeptide transmembrane transporter activity. The transcript has 2 exons. The coding region runs from base 54 to 347 and encodes 97 amino acids.
GUUUCGACUUUUUCUCUCUGUUUUGUAACUGCAAUUCAUGUACAACAACAUCAAUGGAGAGUGGAGUCAGUAGUAAGAAAACAUCACCUCCAUCUUCGCAGCAAUUCAUUUCUGUUACCACCCCUCUGCUUCAUUUGGAAAAGGAAACUGGGGAAUCAAGCACAGGAGUGUUUCACGAGAGGGAGAUAGAGGAUGCUGAGAAAUAUGAAUCGGAAGUUGAUGACUCUCCCAUUGAGCAAGUGAGGCUAACAGUUCCAAUCACUGAUGACCCUACUCAGCCAGCACUAACAUUUAGGACAUGGAUUCUGGGGUUGGCAUCAUGUGUGCUUCUUGCCUUUGUGAGUUAGG